This is a messenger RNA of Acaromyces ingoldii, 1100 nucleotides long. RefSeq names its product 60S ribosomal protein L27-B. Gene Ontology annotation, biological process: translation. The transcript has 2 exons. Bases 389 to 802 code for a protein of 137 amino acids. The record is from RefSeq and is a predicted model, not a curated record. Gene Ontology annotation, molecular function: structural constituent of ribosome. Gene Ontology annotation, cellular component: ribosome; cytosolic large ribosomal subunit. NCBI's taxonomy places the organism in Eukaryota, Fungi, Basidiomycota, Exobasidiomycetes, Exobasidiales, Cryptobasidiaceae.
CACGACUCGACGCCGACAAGACAAGAUGUGAGUCUGCCAAGCGAUGGUGUUCUGUGACGCUGCUGGGAGCACCGUGCUCGCGAUGAGCUGUGCAAAGUGGGAAGAUAUGGGUACACGGGAGGACGGAAGGCGAGGGAUGUGGGGCGCCAGAUUGGGAUGAAGCUCUCGAUACGCUGGGCGAGGUUGGGGACGUGGUCCGGACACGAGGAGCAUUGUGAUCAGCAACCGCGGAGUCAGGAUGAAGGGACGGACAGAGCGCUGGCGUCUGUUUGGGAUCAGCGAGGAAGCAGGGAGCCAAGAGCAAGGACCGAGCGGCGUGUGAUAGUGGCCAAAUGAGGAUUGGUGCCAGGAGGAGAGGCUGACAACACGCUCUCGAACAGAACCGACAAUGCCCAAGAUCUUCAAGCCAGGAAAGGUGUGCGUCAUGCUCCAGGGCCGACAGGCCGGUAAGAAGGUCGUUGUCAUCAAGCAAUACGAUGACGGUACCCGCGAGAGGCCUUACCCCCACGUCAUCAUUGCCGGUGUCGAGCGCUACCCGUUGAAGGUCAGCAAGCGGAUGGGAGCCAAGAAGCUGAACAAGAGGAGCAAGGUCAAGCCCUUCAUCAAGGUGGCCAACUACAACCACCUGAUGCCCACCCGCUACGCGCUGGAGAUGGAGCAGCUCAAGGGACUCGUCAGCCCCGAGACGUUCCGCGAGGGUGUUUCGCAGCGAGAGGACGCCAAGAAGACGCUCAAGAAGCUCUUCGAGGAGCGCUACGCGAGCGGAAAGAACCGCUGGUUCUUUACCCCUCUCCGGUUCUAAGCCACUCGCUACUACAUGCGGUUCACACAACACACACCAAAAUCAAUUACAAUGGCAGCGACGAUUCGACGGCAUCCAUUCUCACGGGAGGAGGCUUGCGAUGCCGUCGGUCGAUGCCUGUUUUCUUUCUCAUGUACUCGUACCAUGACAUCUCCUCCCACACUCUCUUCUACAAUGGGCAUCCACCACAGAUACAUUCUCAUCACUACGUCUCACGGCACAGGUGCAGCGUUUGCUCUGCUUUUCAUGAAUGACCGAGACAAAGACUACAAAUAAUUCACAGCAUUGUCCAGACUCA